AUGGCUUCUCCUACGCAAAAGAACUUUGACGCAACCUCUCGAUUGCAAAUGAAAGAACAGACGAUUGACGAGAUGUAUGGUAUACCAGAGAAUUUUCUAGAAAUUGAAGUGAGGAACCCACAAACUCACGGUUUUGGUCGCAAAAUGUUUACUGAUUAUGAGAUUGUUUGUCGAUUGAAAGUCUCUUCGGUUCGAAGAAGAUACAGUGACUUUGAAUGGUUCCGUGAUGUUCUUGAACGGGAAUCUUCAAGAGUGAACAUUCCUUCCUUACCAGGCAAGGUCUUUACAAACCGUUUUACCGACGAAGUAAUUGAGUCUCGCCGGGAAGGACUUGAAAGAUUCUUACAAAUUGUUGCGGGUCAUCCUCUUUUGCAAACCGGAAGCAAAGUUUUAUCCGCUUUCAUCCAAGAUCCUAAUUUCAGCCGGGAAAACUAUAUUCAAUAG
Messenger RNA from Funneliformis geosporum, 444 nucleotides. The record is from the annotation of a GenBank genome assembly. Lineage: Eukaryota; Fungi; Glomeromycota; Glomeromycetes; Glomerales; Glomeraceae.